GUAGUGGAGCUCCUCCCUGAUGCAUCUGUGUGGACAAAAGCUUGGUCCCUUUGGGUGCCAGGUCUGUUACGUGGACAUUAGCAGUGCAGCGAACUCAGAAUAACUUUGUGUUUAAGGUCUUUCCUGACAAAGAAGAAGAGGUCCAGCAUGACAUAUCUGCCCCUUCAGAGCUCAACAGCUCAUUGGAUCACACGCUGUUUCCUGGCAUGUGUAUUCAUCGUGAUCACCUGCUCUGGACCAGUCUCUCCUCUCCAUGCCCCAGUAUCAACAGGCCUCCGCUCUGCUUUCUCUGCCACACAAACCAGCAGCGUGGUGGGAGGCAAGCAGAAAUCUGUGACCUUCAACAGGCUCAUGGUUAACAUAGGAGGGGAUUUCAAUCCAGACACCGGUCACUUCCGCUGCCGCGUCCCGGGGGCUUAUUAUUUCUCCUUCUCAGUGGGGAAGUUCCCAAAGAAAAUGCUCUCUGUCAUACUGGUGAAGAACGGGAAGGAGGUGCAGGCCAUAGCGUACGAUGACUACCGCAAGAAAGGAAGGAAAGUGCAGAGUCAAAGUGUAAUGAUCGGUUUGAAGGAAAUGGACACAGUGUGGCUGCUCUUACAGCAGAGUCCUCAGUAUGCUUUGUACAGCAACGCUGGUCCUUACAUCUCCUUCUCUGGUUACCUCAUCUACCCUGACAUCUCCACAGCCAGCUACAUCAACAACCACCUGUCCUCACCUGGCCUGUCCUACCCAAUCUGCCCUCCUCAGGCGGAUCCUCUGGCGUCAGAGAAGCCACGGUCUGCCUUCUCUGUGGCACGGACAUCCACGCUCAUGGGUCAGAGUAGCAGGCAGCAAGACAAGCCACCGCUGACCUUUGAUGUGGAGUAUGUCAACAUCGGGGGUCACUUCAACAAAUCUUCAGGCCUUUUCACUUGCCACUUCCCGGGGGCGUACUUCUUUGCCUUCACGGUGGGGAAGCACCCUCGUAAGGCUGUUUCUGUGAAGCUGAUGACCGGGAAGGGCGAGGUGCAGGCGAUGGUGUUUGACGAGGACACAUCGAAGAGACGGGAGAUGCAGAGUCAAAGUUUGCUGCUGUCCCUCCGCCGGGGCGACAAUGUUUGGCUGUACAGUCAGCAGGAUGAGCGUUACGCCGUCUACAGCAACCAGGGGAGGUACACCACCUUUUCUGGAUUCCUGGUUUAUCCUGAAGCAGAUGCGUUCACACCCCCAACCAACCAGGACAGAACUCACCUCUAGAUGUCAUUUUGUUAAAAAUUUGCAGAAAAGGAUGAAAAAAGAAAAUUGAUUUUUGAAGAAAAUCUGUAGGAUAUUUCCAUGUAGGUGAAAAACAUUGAAUCUGUGCUCAGAAUAGUGUAAGUACAUUUACUGCUUUGUUUGUUAGUAUUUUACUUUCUUCUACAGUAAAUCGUAUUAUUCCAGGCAUAAUAAUUCUUCUGCCAAAUAACUCCACAAGAUGGUGCUACGACACAAUUCUGGACGUCAACCUUAGUUGUACAACACAAAAAGAAAAUGUAUUAUUUGUGUUUAUAUUUUAUAAAUUAUUGAUUAAGUCAGUAACUCUUGUUUUGGUUCACAUAUACAUGUACUUUUAAAAUUCUCUGUGUUUAAAACUUUUCAAAACGUUUUUUUAACAUGUAAAAAAUAUCACUGUGUGGCAUGAGGCCAAUUAUGUAAAUGAUGUAAAAUUUAUUUGUUGCUGUUUGUCGAAAUCUACUUCCUGUAAAAAUGAUAUUUUGCGAUACAUCAUAGUGGUGAUAGUUAUGUUUAAUAUGGAAUUUUUUCCAUUGUGGAUAUGCUGUACCUGUAAUGAUGCUUUUUGUGCAUGUCAGACUUGUCUAAAUAAAUUCAUACACUUUC
Messenger RNA from Scophthalmus maximus (turbot), 1857 nucleotides. It is a transcript of the gene c1qtnf13, whose product is annotated as C1q and TNF related 13. NCBI's taxonomy places the organism in Eukaryota, Metazoa, Chordata, Actinopteri, Pleuronectiformes, Scophthalmidae. Gene Ontology annotation, molecular function: protein binding. Bases 148 to 1236 code for a protein of 362 amino acids. The transcript has 2 exons. The record is from RefSeq and is a predicted model, not a curated record.